Messenger RNA from Strongylus vulgaris, 351 nucleotides. The record is from the annotation of a GenBank genome assembly. NCBI's taxonomy places the organism in Eukaryota, Metazoa, Nematoda, Chromadorea, Rhabditida, Strongylidae.
AUGGAGACAAGAAUGCUGUGGACAUUGGGUAUCACCCUGCUAGAUCAUGUCUGUAAUAAUACAGUUCGUGCAAGGAUGAAAGUUGCUCCCAUCGUUAAGAAAAUGCAGGAAAAGCGACUGCGAUGGAAUGGCCAUGUCCCUGGAGGUCGCUGGAAAAAGACCACGGGGAAGACCAAAGAUGAGAUGGACAGAAUCAGAGCUGACCUGAAAGAGCUUAGGAUGGACGAACAUCAUGCCUUAAAUCGAGAAUACUGGAGACAGUUGAUUCGUACAGCAGACCCUGCGAAAAUGCAUGCCAAGAAGAAGGAGCAUACGCUUUCUCGAUUAGAUGUCAACCUUGCAAGAGAAUAA